Betta splendens (Siamese fighting fish) is the source of this 2716-nucleotide messenger RNA. Its product is annotated as olfactory receptor 51F2-like. The coding region runs from base 1551 to 2528 and encodes 325 amino acids. The transcript has 2 exons. Gene Ontology annotation, biological process: G protein-coupled receptor signaling pathway. Gene Ontology annotation, molecular function: olfactory receptor activity; G protein-coupled receptor activity. Gene Ontology annotation, cellular component: membrane. NCBI's taxonomy places the organism in Eukaryota, Metazoa, Chordata, Actinopteri, Anabantiformes, Osphronemidae. The record is from RefSeq and is a predicted model, not a curated record.
GACCAUUGUGGAUAUAUCGUGUGUUUUGAACCGAAACCGGAUUACAUUUGCUGGAUCAUAACGGACAGAAUGAGACCACACACGACGUGAAUUGGCGAUGUUUGGGGGUUCAGAAGUCAUCAGAACACAGGAUCAUGAAGUGAUCAGUCAUAGUGAGCUCAGCAUAAGGUCUAUGGGGUGAGAUCACUAUCUUUAAUCAAGAGUGUAGUUGCCGAGAGAGCGCUUUAAUGAUUUAUUGUUCAGAUUUUAUCCUGCUUGCUCUCACAAACCUUCCUACGCAUUCAAUAUGUCUCUGCUUGCGCUCAGAUUUGCUCUGCUUGCUUUCAAAUCUGUAUUCACGCUCUCAGAUUUCCAGUGCUCGUGUUCUGCUCACUCUCGUUCCAGGAGAGGCUAGGGCUGCUGACCAAUGACAUUAUCGCUUACUUUUCCCAUGUGAAAAAGAAGCAAAGUAACUUUAGAACAAGUCUUUCAGUGUCCAUGUAUGAUGCUAUGAUGCGUUCAUUUUAAAUAAAAGCAAACUGUUUUUUUCCAUUUUCCGAUUUUAACUUGGUACAGAGAAACAAAUUAAGCUAGUUUUUCUGACAUUUUGAAUCACAGGAGUCGGAAGUUAAUCCAAGGUCAGGUGACUGCCAUUAGCGUCAUUGAUAUCCGGCAGAGGAAUGGAGCUACUCUACAUCACAGUAUACUUCCUUGAAAUAAAUGUCUCACGCUGUAACGUCUAUACGUAGGUCGUAUAGACAUACUUGUUCUUAUACUCUGCACUGUGUGAUUGAAAGCUCACAUUUAAGUGUCAUCUUCUGCUCAGACUUUAAAGGGAAGGGUCAAAAACCUGGAGCUGACCUGCACAGGUCAGGUCCAGGUGGCUGUGGUUGAGUGUACACAUGAACUCUGUAAGGAGUAAAACAGAAGGUGGCCCCCGAAGCUUUUGACCUGCUGGUGAGUCCUCUUCAUGCAGCGCCUUACAAUAACAAUGGAGCGACAGAAUGGUAUUAAUCAUCACCCAGAGGUUCAGAUGAAAUUGAGCAGAAUCCGCACGACAAAGAUGACCUACAACCUUUGGACAUUUUGGUUUUAGUCUGGUUUUAACACACUUAACGGAAGGAUUACACUCAUAUUUGCUAUGUUCUCUGUGAACAAGAGACAAACUGCUGCUGUUCUAUGUUAAAGAACAGAAUGUUUCUCAUGACAGCUGAUACUGUAGCACUGGAUACAAGGUACAGUACUGAUACCUUCCUUUAAGGUACAAUAGAACCAUGAAAAGAUUGUUGUCAUAAACUUUCGACCAUGUCUACAUUUCCAGUCCCUCCACUGCAGAAAAUCCCCAUAUCUCAUAGUUUAAAUUGGUGGUUAGGUUUUGUGCAGUGACAGUAGAAGUUGUUUAUUUCAAUGACAAACAACUUAAUUGGGACGUUAGACAAUUACAUCAGUACAACAGUGACAUAAAAUGAGAGGGAGCUGCUCGUAUAAGUAUUAAACGCUUCAUAUUGUGUGAGAGUUUGUUCACAGCACGUCCCACCAACCAGCGCUGCCACGCUGCAGUAGCGUCUGUGAUGACAAUGAGCACAGACGACAAGACGUUUUCAUCGUUUAAUGAAACCUUUGUUCGUCCUGCAGCUUUUUACAUCAAUGGCUUCACCAACAUUCCUCAUGCUCAGUAUUACUACGUGUUUCUGUGCUUCGUUUACAUCAUGACUGUUGUUGGGAACGGUUUUCUGAUGUCUGUGAUUUACCUGGUGAAGACUCUUCAUUCUGCUAAAUACAUGAUUGUGUUCAGCCUGGCUUUAACAGAUCUGUGUGGCAGCACUGCUCUCAUCCCUAAAGUCCUGGACACGUUCUUGUUUGACAGGAGAUACAUUGUCUAUGAGGCGUGUUUGAGUUACAUGUUCUUUGUUUACUUGUUUGCGUGUUUGCAGUCAAUAACGCUUCUCAUGAUGGGUUUCGACAGGUUCGUAGCCAUUUGCUUCCCGUUAAGUUACCAUCAGAUUGUAACCAAAGCAGCUGUUGCUGUGAUGCUGCUGUGUGUGUGGGGGUCCUCACUGAGUUUUUUAGUAGUCGUUGUUGGUCUCAUUGACCGUCUCUCCUUCUGUGGGUCUCUAGUGGUAAAAAGCUUUUUCUGUGACCAUGGACCAGUGUAUAAGCUGGCCUGUAAUGACACAUCAUUAAAUUACAUAAUAGGAACAGUUGCUUUAACUUUAUUUGAUUGCAUGCCUUUAUUGCUAAUAGCAAUGACAUACGUCUGCAUUUCUGUCGCUCUGAGCAGGAUCGCAUCAGGAGCAGAACGACUCAAAGCCCUGAAAACUUGUACUUCUCAUGUUAUUCUUGUUGCUGUAUUUUUCCUACCACUACUGGGCACAAACAUAGCUGUUAUGACGUCCUCUCUUCACCCUAACACAAGGAUCAUCAACUCCACUUUGACACACACUAUACCAGCUCUGCUCAACCCCAUCAUCUACUCUUUAAAGACUGAAGAAGUGAUGAAGUCGAUUAAAAAGCUUUGGAAAAACAUCAGACCUCAUAAUAGAACUUGAACUAAAGAAUUCAUUCACGGUAGUUAAAGUGUGCAUAAGACUAUGUUUCAUAUCUCAACUGAAAACUGAAAAAUUUGUUAAGCUGUGUGAUCCCUUGAAAUCUUCUGAAUUUUACUGUCAAAAUAAUAUUACUGUAUAAAAAACUUCUUUUCUGAAUUAGAGAUGUGCAUCAUUGUGACUAGUAACUG